AUGUCAGGGAGUUUCUGGACAUCUACACAAAGGCAUCAUUGGCAAUAUACCAAGGCAUCAUUGGCGAAAGAGAGACAAAAGUUAUGGUUAUUGGAGUGCCAGUUAUUUCCCCAAGGUUUGAAUAUCGUUAUGGAUUCUAAGCAAAAUGGUAUUGAACAGUCCAUCACCAAGAACAUACCAAUAACUCACCGGGAUUUACACUAUGAUAAGGAUUAUAAUCUAAGGAUCUAUUGCUACUUCCUGAUAAUGAAACUUGGAAGAAGGCUAAACAUACGGCAGUACGCAUUGGCCACAGCGCAUAUUUAUCUUUCAAGAUUUUUGAUAAAGGCUUCAGUUAGAGAAAUAAACUUAUAUAUGCUGGUUACUACAUGUGUAUACUUGGCAUGCAAAGUUGAGGAAUGCCCGCAAUAUAUUAGAACCUUGGUGAGUGAAGCCCGUACCUUGUGGCCCGAAUUUAUUCCUCCCGACCCUACUAAAGUUACUGAGUUUGAAUUUUACUUACUUGAAGAGUUGGAAAGUUAUUUAAUUGUCCAUCACCCUUAUCAAUCCUUAAAGCAAAUUGUUCAGGUCUUAAAGCAACCGCCAUUUCAAAUAACAUUAUCGUCGGAUGAUCUCCAAAACUGCUGGUCCUUGAUCAACGACAGUUAUAUCAACGAUGUUCAUUUACUGUACCCGCCUCAUAUUAUUGCUGUGGCAUGCUUAUUCAUUACAAUUUCCAUACAUGGAAAACCAACCAAAGGAUCAUCAUUAGCAUCUGUGGCUUCUGAAGCCAUCAGAGAUCCUGAACAUUUUAGCUCUCCUGCUCAAAUAGCUUUCAAUCGUUUUAUGGCUGAAUCUCUUGUAGAUCUAGAGGAGGUCAUGGAUACGAUUCAAGAGCAGAUUACAUUAUACGAUCAUUGGGACAAGUACCACGAACAAUGGAUAAAAUUCCUGCUACAUACUUUGUAUCUGAGGCCAGCAUCAGCAAUUUAA
This is a messenger RNA of Saccharomyces paradoxus, 972 nucleotides long. It is a transcript of the gene SSN8, whose product is annotated as cyclin-dependent protein serine/threonine kinase regulator SSN8. Gene Ontology annotation, molecular function: cyclin-dependent protein serine/threonine kinase regulator activity. The record is from RefSeq and is a predicted model, not a curated record. Bases 1 to 972 code for a protein of 323 amino acids. The transcript has a single exon. Gene Ontology annotation, cellular component: nucleus; mediator complex. Gene Ontology annotation, biological process: positive regulation of transcription by RNA polymerase II. NCBI's taxonomy places the organism in Eukaryota, Fungi, Ascomycota, Saccharomycetes, Saccharomycetales, Saccharomycetaceae.